Molecule: messenger RNA, 3302 nt
Organism: Lepisosteus oculatus (spotted gar)
Lineage: Eukaryota; Metazoa; Chordata; Actinopteri; Semionotiformes; Lepisosteidae
Source: RefSeq, a predicted model, not a curated record
UUAUUUUGAUUAUUGAGUCAGAGUUACUUAUUAUUCGAAGACUGAACUUUGUGGAAUGAUGACAAACAUCACAGCUUACAAUAAAAGUGCUAAGGCAGGUGAAGAUUUCAGAAGAGCUAAAAAUCUCUUUUUCUUCUGAAAUCUGUUCUCAGUCACAGAAGUACAAAGCCGGUGAAGGGAACAGCCAGAAGGCCCAGCCCUGUGAUGUGUUGCAGGGGGCAGGGAGUCCAUGGUCCAGCCUGCAGGGACUCCAGCCUGGCGUCUUCCUCCCUCCUCUCCUCCUGUCAGUCUCCACAGCGAUCGGCCAGCAAUCUGUACCCCUCUCACCACCUGCUCACUGCCUCUUCAUGAGGGCUGUCCGGGGGCUGCUGCCAGCGCUGCUCUUUCUCCAGGCUGCUCUCACGGACGACUCUAGAGGAGAAAGGUGCCAUGGGUUAAGACACCUGGAGAACGGGCGCACGUUCUUCCGCUACGGGGGGCUAUACGUGACCUUCACCUGCAAUCCAGGGUUCAGAGUUCACGGCUUCCGCACCAGCAGCUGCAUCUCUGGCCGCUGGACCAGAGCUCCGCCUGCAUGUGUGGCCUCAGGAUGUCCGAACCCGGGGGGGAUACUCCAUGGCAGCAGCAUGAUGACCCCCGACAGAUCCUUUGUCUUCUUCAUGUGUGACAAGGGCUACAGGCUCUUUGGGUGUCCUCUGCUGUACUGCAGGGGAAGAACAUGGAACAGCACUAAGCCAGUAUGCAAAGAGUCUGAUGUGAUGAGCUCAGACAAACAGAAGCUCCUUGCUCUGCUGAGGUCCAGUCUGGCUCAGAAUCUGAAUGCACCAUCGGCCUUGAAGAAUCUUUUCCAGUUGCAGUAUGAUAGCAGUUUGAGUGCCGCUUCCAAGGACAUAUUCCUUGAUCCUGGGCUACUGGCAGAGGAGCCAAGGGCCUCAAAUCCCAAACAACUAUACUCAGCGGGGGCACUAAGACAGCUGACUGUGAGCAACAGAGUACCAGAGCCCAAAGAAAAGGAGGUGUUUAUUGAAAAACAGUACCAGUCUGGUAGAGCAACUACAGGAGGAGGGGAAGAGUCAGAAGAAGUAUACAGUAAACCAAGCAACUAUGAAAGACCUCUCUACAAGCCUCUGUCUUCACUGACAUCACCAGCCUCUUCCCUGUCAAUUGCCAAACUCUCAAUGGCACCAUCACCACCUGCUCCAGACGAGGAGAGCUCACCUUCUUACUCACAGGACAAAAUGCUGCUAAUGUCACCGACCUCUAUGCCGGCAGAGCAUGAUGAGAAAACAUAUGACCAGACAACCUCACAUCUAGUGUUCUUCACUGAACCAUUCACUAUCGCUUCACAGACUGUAGAAGAGCAGCAAGCACAGCACUCCAUUUAUUCCAAGACACAUGAAGCAACUGUCACCUCUGAGUCCGUGACUAAUUCUUUAUCUUCAGCCUCGACAAGGAGGCCACAGCUCCCUGCUUCUCCAAAAGCACGCAUUAUAGACUCAACUGCUUCUCAGGAACUAAAUCGACCUUCUUUUGAACUAUCAUCAACAACCUCAGAUCAAAUUCCUUUACUGGAUAGCUCUGUAUCAGCCACUCUGUACCAUGUUACCAACACACCAGAUACUUCAGAAGACUCCUUACGCACCCCUUCAUUUCCACAGGCACAAUCAUCAGUACUAGACAGCUUUAAUACAUCUUUAGUAUUCAAAGGCAAUAUUGCCAAAUCUGGGUCUAUAAAUAAAGACCAUGCAAAGUUUUCUGAGUCUUUAGCAAGUCCACAGAAUUCCACAGCUUCUACUUUCCUGGUAGGGGAAUCAUACUCAAGAUAUUCAGGAAGUGCACCUCACCAAAUUAGGUCAGAGAUGAGUCCUGAUGCAUCUUUCAGUGAUAUGAAUCAGAAAACACCUCUUAAACAUCCUGAAAAAAAUAAUCAAGGCCAUUUAGAAAGGACAAUUAUAUUUUCAUCUGAUGAAAUUAAGACUAACGUCACCUUUCAAGACAACACUGAGCAUAGUACUAGAGCUGGAAAAAAGAACAACAAACCUACUACUGCCUCCUCUGCGACAGGUGUGCUUCAAAAUGUCUCCUUAAUCUCAACAGAUAAUCUGAAGCCUGUGAUAAACAGUCUGGGACAGUCUGCAGCCUCUUCUGUUGGUAAAUCUCAGGAAAAACAUGCUCACCAAUGGAACAUCUCAACAACAGAAGAACAAAGGAAUUUACAACCAUUGAAAGACAGGCUGGCUAAAACAGCCUUCGUUGAUUUGGCAACCACACAACCCAAAGCAGGCAUGUGGGUAACGGAACAUGCAGAUAUGGACACAGGACAUCACAAUCAACAGCCUCCUGCAACCCAGGGCACCACAGCAACAGCAGGCACAGCUGCUGUGAGCACAGAACAGACUGCAGUAAAUGAUUCUGCUGAACAGGCUACUACAACACAACAGGCAGUUGGCCUCAACCGGAGUGACUCAGAAUCCCUGAUGUCAUCACCUGGAACCAUGAGAAUCCAGACACAGGAACGUCUGGAUCAGACUGGAGAUGCCACAGUCCACAGGAUCAAUGCACUGCCUGCUGCUGGCUUGCCAGACCCCACACCUAGUGGUUCCCAUCACAACUUUGUGGAAAUCACAGCUGAUGAGCUGCCACUGCUGGGGUCACUGAAGCGGAGGCCUGUGUGUCCUUACCCACCACUUCCUCCCCAUGGAACCUUCUAUUUCCGUACAGCUGUCAACCCCUCCCCAUGGCAGUACAGACACUAUGUGCAGUACUCUUGUUACCCUGGAUACACACUCGCCAACGGCGAUGUCUACAGCUACUGUCUACACAAUGGCAGAUGGAGUGGGGUCACGCCUGCUUGCUUAGAGGUCACCCCUUGCUCUGUGAACAAUGGAGGCUGCUCUCAGCUCUGCGAGGUGACACCUGAGGGCCGAGCGCAGUGCAACUGCAGAGAUGGCUUUGAGCUGCUGCAGGACAACAGAACAUGCAGAGAUGUGAAUGAAUGUGCAGAGGAGCUCCACUACUGCCAGCAGGACUGUAUCAACACCUUUGGCUUUUACAAGUGCAGCUGUUGGCCUGGAUACCUGCUGUCAGAAGAUGAGCGGUCCUGCUCUGAUGUAGAUGAGUGCCAGCUGCCCAUUGGCUUUGCCAGCUGUCUGUUUGGCUGUAUCAACACUCCAGGGAGCUUCAGAUGUCACUGUCCAGAGGGGUACAGGAUGGCAGCAGUUGAAGGUCACUGCAUAGGCCUCGUCUGAUAGGCCCUCCUCUUCUCGGGCAGAUGUUGACGAAUGUCUGGAGAACGACGGGCG